Molecule: messenger RNA, 549 nt
Organism: Prorocentrum cordatum
Lineage: Eukaryota; Dinophyceae; Prorocentrales; Prorocentraceae
Source: the annotation of a GenBank genome assembly
AUGCAGGAGGUCGGCUCCCGCAAUCAGGACGGCGACAGGUCCUCGGCCUCGGAUGCCGUGGCGCACGACGGCUUCGACCUCUCCCCGCACUUCGGCGCGGACGACGGCGUGGAGGCGGCUAGGCCCCAGCGCAACGGCGGCAGGAGCCUGGACGACGACGCCCUCGUCACUUCGCCUCCCUCGGGCUCCUGCUCCUGCUCUGGCGGCGGGGGGAUCGAUGAGGACGACGGCGUGGGCGGCGUCGGUGACGGCUGCACGCUCCACGGCUCGGAGACGGUGGCGCGCCAGGAGCCCGCGCGUGGGCCCAAGAGGCUCCUGGCUCUGCGCCGCCACGUCUUCGCGGGAUGCGUGGCCCUCACGGUUGACCGCGACAUUCGGAGGCCGGGCUGGCAGGGCGCAGGCGGCGACGACGCCCCUCCAGCUCCCUCAGCCUCCGAGCGAGAAGCUGGGCGCCUCUGGCUCCGCGACACGUUCGGGCCUGGCUCCCCGUGGAGGACGUGGGCCAGGCAGGAGCGGCGGCGGAGGCGCGAGGCUCAGCUCCAGCAGUAG